GGUUGGGACUGGGUCCUUUGGAUGAAGUAGUAAUAAAUAACUAUUUACACAGAGUCUAUAUAUAUAUAUACAAACUGGAAUGCUCACAUGUAUACACUUUAUAGGGUUUACAGAUGGCACAGAUGGCUGAAAUUGCAAACUGGAGAGCUGCUGAAUAAAAAGCUAAAUAAUGCAAAAACCACAAAUAAUAACUAAAAACCAAUUGCAAAUUGUCUCAGAAUAUCACUGUCUACAUCAUACUAAAAGUUAACUCAAAGGUGAACAAUCCUCUUGAAGUAGAAGGAAAGGCUAAAAAAUUGUGCACCUGUGCCUUCGGAAAGCAGACCAGAAGCUGGUUAUAUUGAAACAGAUACCUGUGGAACAGAUGACCAAAGAUGAGCGCCUGGCUGCUCAGAAUGAAUGCCAAGUUUUAAAGUUGCUCAGCCAUCCAAACAUCAUUGAAUACUAUGAAAACUUCUUGGAGGACAAGGCUCUCAUGAUUGCCAUGGAGUAUGCUCCAGGUGGAACAUUGGCUGAGUACAUCCAGAAGCGCUGUAAUUCGCUGUUAGAUGAGGAUACCAUACUACAUUUCUUUGUGCAGAUCCUUUUGGCUCUUCAUCAUGUCCAUACCAAGCUUAUCUUACACAGAGAUCUGAAGACCCAGAACAUCCUGCUGGACAAACACCAGAUGAUUGUCAAGAUUGGGGACUUUGGAAUCUCAAAGAUCUUGAGUAGCAAGAGUAAAGCUUAUACUGUUGUGGGGACUCCGUGCUACAUCUCCCCAGAGCUUUGCGAAGGAAAACCUUAUAACCAGAAAAGUGACAUCUGGGCAUUGGGAUGUGUUCUCUAUGAACUUACAAGUCUUAAGAGGGCAUUUGAAGCUGGUAACUUGCCUGCCCUGGUUUUGAAGAUCAUGAGUGGAACAUUUGCCCCCAUCUCUGACCGGUAUAGCCCUGAGCUCCGACAUCUCAUCCUUAGUAUGUUGAACCUUGACCCCUCCAAGAGACCUCAGUUGAAUGAAAUCAUGGCUCACCCCAUCUGUAUCCCUGCACUUCUCAACCUAUACAGCGACAUUGGUAGUGUAAAAAUGCGAGUGGAAAAACCUCUUGCUUCAGUACCAGCAGCGAGUCGUGUGCGGCCUGCAUCAAGGAUCCCUAGUGCAAGAUCCAGAGGUGGCCGAAUUGGACAUUCUCCAGCAAAGCCAAGUAUCCCACCUCCUCUCUCUUCUGUAUACACUUGGGGAAGUGGGAUUUCAAACCCUUUACGCCUCCCCAUGUUGAACACUGAAGUUGUACAGGUCUCAGCAGGGAGAACUCAGAAGGCCGGAGUCACCAAAUCUGGACGACUAAUCAUGUGGGAGGCAACUCCUGUUGGAACUGGAUCUUCUUCCCUUCCUGGAUCCAUUGACCAUGCUCAGCCUCAGUUCAUCUCUCGUUUCUUAGAGGGCCAAUCUGGAGUUACGAUCAAGCACGUUUCUUGUGGAGACCUAUUUACUGCAUGCCUAACAGACAGGGGUAUUAUUAUGACAUUUGGUAGUGGGAGCAAUGGUUGCCUUGGACAUGACAAUUUUAAUGAUGUUACUCAGCCAAAGAUCGUGGAGGCUCUCCUGGGCUAUGAGAUAGUUCACGUGUCCUGCGGGGCUUCACAUGCCAUUGCCGUAUCCAAUGAAAAGGAGGUGUUUUCCUGGGGCCGCGGGGACAAUGGGAGACUGGGUUUAGGCAGUCAGGAUUCUCAUAACUCUCCCCAGCAAGUCCACAUCCCACAGGAGUACGAAGCGCAGAAGAUCGUGUGCGGCAUCGACAGCUCCAUGAUACUCACAGUUGCCAAUCAGCUCUUGGCCUGUGGGAGUAACAGAUUUAAUAAACUGGGACUAGAUCACAUCUUAUCUGCAAGUGAGCCUUAUUCAGAGGAGCAGGUGGAAGAGGCCUAUACCUUCACUCCCAUCCAAUCAGCACCUCUGAAUCAAGAAGCCAUCCUGUGUGCAGACGUAGGCACCUCACAUUCAGCAGUUGUAACAGCAUUGGGUCAGUGUUACACCUUUGGCAGUAACCAACAUGGACAACUCGGCACCAGUGUGCACCGAAACAGCCGCAUGCCUUGCCUUGUGACUGCUCUGCAAGGUCUAACGGUGACAAUGGCGGCAUGCGGGGAUGCGUACACUGUCGCAGUGGGUGCAGAGGGCCAAGUGUUCACGUGGGGAAAGGGAGCGAGGGGUCGUUUAGGACGCAGAGACGAGGGAAUUGGGAUACCCAAAAUUGUGCAGCUGGAGGAAAGCCACCCCUAUGUUGUGACAUCAGUCGCUUGUUGCCAUGGAAAUACUCUCUUAGCUGUGAAACCAAGUCUAGAAGAUAUUUCUGUGUGAAGCGAGGGUCUCGGAUGGAUGUCGGGACACAAGUCUCUGUGUGGGAAGCUUCCAGGGACAAGUCACAUUCCAAUAAGCCUUCCUUAUGAUUGAUCUUCCGAAGCAGCAUUGCCUUUCCCCGAGACACAGAGUAAAUAGAUCUUAUGUCUGACAGGCUUGGGCAUCACAGCUACACAAAUGUCCAGGUCCGGACUGAGAAUUAAAAUAGGUCCUGGCAUUUCAGGUACACAGAGGCCCAAUCAGCCCACACAGAGGCCCAAACAGCCCCCACCAGCCCACUAAAUACUGACUUUCUAUGGCACCUUAUAGCAGCCCCUCUGGCAUUUGCCAGAACUCACAGAUUGCCAGUCCGGACCUGCAAAUGUCACUGCCCAAAAUGGUGCCACAGUAGAUAGUAAAGCAAUGAGGAGCUCCGUUACCUUCUUACGGGGCAUUUGUGUGAAGUCUUUCCAGAUUGAAAUCCCCCUGUUCUUAGUAACAUACAUUAUCUGUGUUGCUGGGGGAGGACAAUGUUAUUAUAUGCUACAAUAGCUGAUUAUUCCCCCACUAUAGUAUAGGAACCAGCAAUAACUCUCACGGAUAGGGAAUCUUUUGCCAAAAAUGUCAUAAACUUGGAACCUUUUUUU
This is a messenger RNA of Xenopus laevis (African clawed frog), 2967 nucleotides long. RefSeq names its product NIMA-related kinase 8 S homeolog (gene nek8.S). Gene Ontology annotation, cellular component: cytoplasm; cilium. The record is from RefSeq and is marked provisional. Gene Ontology annotation, molecular function: ATP binding; protein serine/threonine kinase activity; kinase activity. NCBI's taxonomy places the organism in Eukaryota, Metazoa, Chordata, Amphibia, Anura, Pipidae. Gene Ontology annotation, biological process: animal organ morphogenesis.